Messenger RNA from Eurytemora carolleeae, 1971 nucleotides. RefSeq names its product peptidylprolyl isomerase domain and WD repeat-containing protein 1. The transcript is spliced from 20 exons. Lineage: Eukaryota; Metazoa; Arthropoda; Copepoda; Calanoida; Temoridae. Bases 41 to 1945 code for a protein of 634 amino acids. Gene Ontology annotation, biological process: protein peptidyl-prolyl isomerization. Gene Ontology annotation, molecular function: protein binding; peptidyl-prolyl cis-trans isomerase activity. The record is from RefSeq and is a predicted model, not a curated record.
GAUAUUUUUACUGAUUUCCAUUUUUAUUGAAGAUAUCAAGAUGCCUUCAGCUGAUGAGUUGAGUCCUCGAGGUGAGAAGCGUGAAGCUGAGGAGGAGGAAGAGGAGUCGAGUGAAGAUGAUAUGGUGGGACCAAGUAUUCAGGACGCAGCGCCCCUCAAGAAGAAAAGAGUACUGGAAUAUGAGGUAGUCUAUUUAGAAAACCUGCCGAGUGGUGAGAACUAUGAGAAGAGUUUCAUGCAUCGUGAUACAGUUACUCAUGUUAGAGUCACUCAUACAGACUUUAUCAUCACAGCCAGCCAGGACGGUCAUAUCAAGUUCUGGAAGAAAUUGGAGGUUGGAGUAGAAUUCGUUAAACAUUUCCGUGCCCAUCUGUCUCCAAUUGUGGAGCUUGCUGUUAACUCCACGGGAACCCUGCUCUGUACAGUAUCUGCAGAUAAAGCUGUCAAGGUUUUUGAUAUUGUUAAUUUUGAUAUGAUCAAUAUAAUCCAGCUGGGCUACGUUCCUUCGACAGCUGCAUGGAUUCACAGAGCUGGUGAUCCUAUUCCUGAACUAGCAGUUGCUGAGAUGGAAUCAAACAAAAUCCACGUGUACGACGGAAAAGGAGGAUCAACUCCAUUGAAGAGUCUGGAAAGUAUUCACAUGAAACCUGUCAGAACAAUCCUGUACUCAGACAUUCAUGAUAUUGUCAUAUCUGCGGACGAAGGAACAAGACAAAACCAAAUGAUGAUAAAGCGUGUUGGAGACACUGAGUCUUGGGGUGGGGGGAGUAAUGUUAGAUUUGAGUCGAAAGUAGAAACUGAUCUUUAUGAGUUCGCCAAGAAUAAAACUGUUCCUCUAAACAUGACCCUUUCUCCGAGUAACGAUGUUUUCGCCACAUUUGCUGCAGACAGAAAAAUUCGAAUAUUUAGAGUUCUGACCGGCAAGCUGAGCUGUGUUAUCGAUGAGAGUUUACAGAACUACUCCGAGCUACAGCAGGUGAGUCAAAUCCUUCCUGCCAUGGAGUUUGGGAAAAAGAUGUCGAUAGAAAAGGAAAUCUCUAGACUUCCUUGCAUGAAGUACAACAAUCUGGCCUAUGAUGAGAGUGGAAAUUUCCUCAUAUAUUCCUCCCUGAUGGGAAUCAAGUUUGUUAACCUCACCACACAGAAAGUGUCUCGGCUUCUAGGGCAGAGGGAGCACAUCAGACCUCUAGCCAUAGCGCUCUUCCAGGGUCGACCGAAGUCCCUGACUGGAACAGCGACAACAGUUGAGAUGGAAGCCAGUGAUAAUCCAAACCUAGUUGAUCGUGGUACGGAUCCUACUUUAGUUGUUGCAGCUUACAAGAAAAACAGAUUCUACCUGUUCAGCUGCAGGUCACCUCGUGACCUCUCUAGUGUGGAUAACGACAGGGAUGUAUUCAAUGAGAAACCAAGUAAAGAGGAUAUUAUCUCCGCUACUGAAGAAAAGGGAACUCCUAGACUAUACACCAGUGCUACUAUUCAUACUACAAUGGGAGAUAUCCAUGUAGAACUAUAUCCUAAGGAAUGUCCGAAGACAAUUGAAAAUUUCUGUGUGCACGCGCGGAAUAGUUACUAUAACGGUCACGUGUUCCAUAGAGUUAUAAAACAGUUCAUGAUACAGACAGGAGACCCACUCGGAACAGGAACUGGAGGAGAAUCUAUCUGGGGAGGAGAAUUCGAGGAUGAAUUCAGUCUCAAGCUUAGACAUGAUAGACCGUAUACUCUGAGUAUGGCGAAUGCUGGACCUAAUACUAACGGAUCCCAGUUCUUUAUCACAGUCUGUCCCACACCUUGGUUAGAUAAUAAACACACAGUCUUUGGAAGAGUUGUCCGUGGGAUGGAAGUUGUCCAAAACAUUGGGAAUGCAAAGACGCACCCGAAAACAGACAAACCGUACGACGACAUAUCCAUGGUUUCAAUCACGGUGAGGAACCCGUACACUGUCUAGCUACUUGUACCUCUAAUACUUUCAGA